AAUGAGCCGGUUUUUGAUUUCUUCGUUUAUACUGAUUGCCUUUGUUCUUCAGUUUGGAGAAGGAUCAAUUGCAGUUCAAGAAGUUAAGGAUGGCGAAAAAGUGCAAAUUGAACUUUUCAAAGGAGCCAAGGCAAUCCAGAGAUCCGUUGACGCUGGCGAACAGAUUUUCCAUUUCGAAGGAGAAAACAAAGGAGUGUUUGUGGAUGCUAAUGGAAAAGCUAUUGACUCGUCAAAUUAUGAAGAGAAUAACGGACAUUUGGUCAUCAAAAAGUUCACAAAAGCUGAUGUUGGAUCAUAUUCUGAAUAUCCAACGAAAAUUAUCAAAACGAAAACGGAUCAUGGAUUUUCUGGAGUUGCCGCGCCAGUUCUCAAACUUUCUCUUCAAUAACUUUUAAAAACUGUUUCAAUAAAUUCUUUUAAAUAACAAUAAAUUGU
This is a messenger RNA of Caenorhabditis elegans, 435 nucleotides long. It is a transcript of the gene E04F6.8, whose product is annotated as Cuticle protein. The record is from RefSeq and is marked reviewed. Lineage: Eukaryota; Metazoa; Nematoda; Chromadorea; Rhabditida; Rhabditidae. Bases 2 to 388 code for a protein of 128 amino acids. The transcript has 3 exons.